AUGCCUGGUAUCGGUGUUAAUGGCCCAGCCUUAGGCGACUCUCGGAUCGUCGACGAGUACAAAGCAGCAGCCGCGAAUGUUCCCGCACCGCCGAGCGGAGACCUGACUACACCAGUCCUGUUUGCACAGAACUUCGACAAAGGCACGACUGGCUACAUGUUCAUCAAGAAUCCUCCUCCGGCUGGUGUGCCUUACACGAACAUUCGAGGGGAACCCAGCUUGGUCACAAUUGAGGAUUUGCGUGGCAAGGAGGAUAGUGUCAAUCUGGAUCACGAUUCCAUUCAAGUCCUACGAGGUCUGGUCGAUAUGCCUCGGAGCCCCGAAGUCAUCUGGGACUCGGAGAAGAGCAUUGAAACUCAAUUUUACCCUGCUGUCGAAUCAGCGGUCAAGAAAGCCAUCCCAGGUGCACACACUGUCCAUAUCUUCAGACACGGCAUUCGUCAUUCUAAGAGCUGGCCUGUACCUUACAACCCUCCGGCAAUGAUUGCACAUCUCGAUCAGACAGGCCCUGCCGCUGUCAAUCGAGUGCUCAGACAUAUGGGCCCUGUCGAAGGGCCCCGCCUGUUGCAGGGUCGUUACCGCAUCGUCCACUUCUGGACACCACUCAACGGGCCAGUCUAUACCUUCCCGGUCGCCUUUGCAAGCUCUGCUACAGUCAAAGACGAUGACAUACAGACAUUCGUCAGCCACCUCGGCGGCUACAGAGAGGAUUUCGGCGCCCCGAGAUAUGCCGACGGUCAGCGAUGGUUCUAUCUGAGUGGCAUCUCACAAGACGAAGCGCUUCUAGCUCAGAUCUUCGAUUCCAAGGCCUUGGUCAAGAACAGUGGGGUCAGAGGUGGUCGUGCAGUCCACUCUGCCUUCAGAGACCCUCGCACUCCAGCUGGUGCACCUGACCGUUGGAGUAUCGAGGUUUCCUGCCUUGUUUUCAGUGAUGAAUGA
Aureobasidium subglaciale EXF-2481 is the source of this 939-nucleotide messenger RNA. RefSeq lists its product as uncharacterized. The record is from RefSeq and is a predicted model, not a curated record. Gene Ontology annotation, molecular function: oxidoreductase activity. The transcript is spliced from 2 exons. The coding region runs from base 1 to 939 and encodes 312 amino acids. Lineage: Eukaryota; Fungi; Ascomycota; Dothideomycetes; Dothideales; Saccotheciaceae.